UUUUAUUUUUUAUUUUAAAAACAGAGCCAUCAGAAUCCGACAAACGACAUUCAUCUGCGUCAAUCCCUUCACUCCCUAAUUUAUCAAAUUAUUCACCAAAAGAGGUGAAAGAACAGGAAAAAGAAGAAGAAAUUUUAAAACAAGAAGAAGAGUCAUCAUUAAAAUCGUCAUCUUGUUCUUCUUCUGCUGGUGAAAUCACUGACGGUCAAAUAAAAGAAGAAGAAAAUUUAAAAAAUAAAAAUAAUGUCGAAAAUAGCUGUGAUAGUAAGGAAAAAAAUUUAAUUGACGAAGAAAUUAACGACAAAAAUAAAGAAAACACAAAUAAUUCUGAUUUUGAUAAAUUAAAUAAUAAAUUGGCAGCACCAGAAUUUGUUGCUACAGGAAACUUGGAAAAAGAAAAAACCGAAACACAUCCAUUUAAAUUGCUCAAGUUGUGUAUAAAGGCAAUGAUACCCAAACAGAAACUCGAGUCAAGCAGCGGUGAUCCUGUUAAGGAAAAUAUAAAGAAAGGAAGGAAAGAAGAGCAUAGAAUUGUUAAGGCGAAUGACAGGGAAUUUAAUGCUCAAUUUAAAUAUGCGGACAAUUUUAUCAAAACAUCCAAAUAUUCACUGCUCACUUUCGUCCCAGUCAAUUUAUUUCAACAAUUUACCCGAAUUGCCAAUUUUUAUUUUCUUGUGUUGUUAUGUCUUCAAUGCAUUCCUCAAAUAAGUUCUGUAAAUUGGGUAUAUACUUUAGUGCCUCUCAGCUUUGUGCUUCUUUGCAGUGCCAUUAAAGAUGGUUACGAUGAUUUGCAAAGGCAUCGUAACGACCGUAUAGUAAAUCAAAGGGUAGCUUAUGUUCUACGUUACAACACAAAAAGGGGGAAGAUUGAUAUUUGUGAAGAAGAAUGGAUGAAUGUAAAAGUUGGUGAUAUUGUCCGUAUGGAAAGUGGAGAUUUUAUUGCUGCUGACCUUUUAUUGGUAAAUUGA
Messenger RNA from Meloidogyne enterolobii, 968 nucleotides. The record is from the annotation of a GenBank genome assembly. Lineage: Eukaryota; Metazoa; Nematoda; Chromadorea; Rhabditida; Meloidogynidae.